ACCUCCUCAUUCCUGACUCAGUCAAGUUAAUUUCUUUCCAGAACUUGGGAUGGCUUCAACUUGGCAGAAAACUCAGGAAUUCUACAACUGGAUUCUUGAAAGUGGAGAUCCAAGGACAGACCCGUGGCCACUGGUUUACUCCCCACUUCCAGUCACCCUGAUCUUCACCUCCUACCUCUUCAUGGUGGCACUGGGACCGUCCUGCAUGCGGCAGCGGCAGCAGCUGGAGCUGAGGGCUCUGCUGCUCACCUACAACCUGGCCAUGGUGGCAUUAUCCAGCUACAUGUUUUAUGAGUUUCUGGUCACUUCAGUCUUGGCUAACUACAGCUACCUGUGCCAGCCAGUGGAUUACAGCCGGAGUGAGCUGGGAAUGAGGAUGGCAAGAGUGUGUUGGUUGUUCUUCUUCUCCAAAGUCAUCGAGCUGCUGGAUACGGUUUUCUUAAUUCUGCGCAAGAAACAAGAGCAGGUGACUUUUCUGCAUGUGUACCAUCACGGCUCUAUGCUCUUCAACUGGUGGUCAGGGGUCAAAUAUGUGCCUGGAGGACAAGCCUUCUUUGUUGGGAUGCUGAACUCCUUUGUCCACAUCUUCAUGUACGGUUACUAUGCCCUGGCCAGCCUGGGACCGCGGAUGCGCCAGCACCUGUGGUGGAAGCGUUACCUGACCAUCCUGCAGCUGUGCCAGUUUGUGGCCAUUGCUGCUCAUUCCUCCUACAACCUCUUCACAGAGUGCCCGUUCCCCGAUGGCUUCAACACUGCAGUCUUCCUCUACAUCCUCAGCCUCCUGGCUCUCUUCCUACGCUUCUACUAUCACACCUACGUCAGGGGAAAGCGGGAAAAGCUGACUUGAAGGAAAUCAAAGAGGACAGAGAGCACAGCCUGAUGAACAUGAGCAUUCUCUGCUGCUUGUGACAUGGUUCCAGGAAGGAAAUGUAUCUGGGGAGUGUGUGUGAGGCUCACGUCUAGCCUUCAAAUAUCCCAGGUUAGGGAGAAGAAAGGAAUGAUGUAAACUCAGGGAUUUAGGAACUGAGGAGCUCACUUAAUUAAGCUGAGGCCAAGCUAAGCCAAGUAGUCACAAGCAUAGCAGGCUUUGGGACAUUUGC
Molecule: messenger RNA, 1100 nt
Organism: Melozone crissalis (California towhee)
Lineage: Eukaryota; Metazoa; Chordata; Aves; Passeriformes; Passerellidae
Product: elongation of very long chain fatty acids protein 4-like
Exons: 7
Coding region: 50-847 (265 amino acids)
Biological process (GO): very long-chain fatty acid biosynthetic process; fatty acid elongation, monounsaturated fatty acid; sphingolipid biosynthetic process
Cellular component (GO): endoplasmic reticulum membrane
Molecular function (GO): fatty acid elongase activity
Source: RefSeq, a predicted model, not a curated record